This is a messenger RNA of Chaetomium fimeti, 1134 nucleotides long. RefSeq lists its product as uncharacterized. Bases 795 to 1133 code for a protein of 112 amino acids. The record is from RefSeq and is a predicted model, not a curated record. Gene Ontology annotation, molecular function: DNA-binding transcription factor activity, RNA polymerase II-specific; zinc ion binding. Gene Ontology annotation, biological process: regulation of DNA-templated transcription. Lineage: Eukaryota; Fungi; Ascomycota; Sordariomycetes; Sordariales; Chaetomiaceae. The transcript has 2 exons.
AUCAGGAUUUGAUAGGUAGGUAGGUAGGCCAAACCGAGCUACCUGUAAUCAGAAAUCGGGAAUGGCCUAUCAACAGCUCACGCAAAACCUGAAGAAUCGGGUUAUAAAAGAAUACGUUUGUCUCGUUCAGCUUGAAUAGCACUCUUGGACUAACAAUAAACUUGAUGAUAUCUUGGGAUCCAAGCCGCUAUUGUAGCACCCCUUCGUUCCUUUUCCUUUGCUCUGUUUUCGAGUCUGGGUUUUGCACAGGCUACCCCCCGCCAACAAUCGAGAUGGAAGUUGAUCGCAGGAGCCCAGCGACAUCUACCAGGACUUCAACUCUUGCAACCGCCGGAAACAGCAGUCGUUCAACCACAACUCCCAUAGGCGAGGUUGGCCCGAGCCGCAAAAAUAUAGGCGUUUCUGGCGGGAAUGCCCAAGCGACGGAAUGUAAUACACAGAGUAAGCGGGAUAUUGCACUGCUUCACAUAGGGAGCUGGGUUCCUGCUUCCGCCUCGCAGAAGCGCGAAGAGUGCAUCAAAAUUGAUUGACGAGAAGGGAAGGAACUGGGCGGUUUGGAACUCUUGUAUUAGGUUCCAUCAUUCAAUUGCAGAUUACCGGAAGACGUGCUACAUGCGUGACAUGGACCUAAUCUACCCGAAGCGAGAAAUUUGAACCAGAAAGAAUUCGGACAAAAACUGGAGAUGUCGAUAUGAGGUUGACAUCUCCCCAUCCUUGCCAUGUAAUGGCGCCUCGAGGCAAAGGUGAACCGACAACCAUCGCACCAGGACCCUCUUCCACGAACGCAGGCCGAAAUGGAGGUCCAACCCCCCCUAGCAUGGCAUACGCCUGCCAAACAUGUACAUACAAGGCGCAAGGUCAAAUGCGACAAGACCAUGUCGGCCUGCCAUACUUGCCGUAGAAGCAGCCUUGUGUGCAUCUAUGAGCCGCCUCGGUCGGGGGGUCGGAGACGGAAGCUCAGCGGUGGGCUUCUCGAGCAACUGGCCCGAUACGAAAGUAUCCUGCGCCAGCACGGCCUACUCGAUUCGGGUACCCGGCCGGUAUUUCUGUUUGGGGACGAAGGCGAAAGUCAGAAGCCUAGGUACCGAGUCAUAUAUUGGCUUGCGAGGGACAAUCAAAACACCUGUAUUUGAA